Oncorhynchus masou masou (cherry salmon) is the source of this 6492-nucleotide messenger RNA. It is a transcript of the gene camk2b1, whose product is annotated as calcium/calmodulin-dependent protein kinase (CaM kinase) II beta 1. Gene Ontology annotation, biological process: protein phosphorylation. The record is from RefSeq and is a predicted model, not a curated record. Gene Ontology annotation, molecular function: calmodulin binding; ATP binding; calcium/calmodulin-dependent protein kinase activity. Bases 297 to 2387 code for a protein of 696 amino acids. Lineage: Eukaryota; Metazoa; Chordata; Actinopteri; Salmoniformes; Salmonidae. The transcript has 25 exons.
GCAGCGCUGAGCAGAUCGAGCUAUAGGGCUUUGAAGCGCUUCGCUUUGCACAGUCGAGUGAACUGGUGAGGAACGAUACAGUACACUACAGUAGAAAAAUAGUGGGGGAGACGAGAGUAAACAACCACCUUAGACGCACACAACCAUAGCCUAUCGGCUGCCGUAUAAGGGUAUCUUUGAGUCGCCUGCAGCGCAGAAAGAGCACUCGUAUUUUGAGAAGAAUUUGGCUACAUACCGCGCAGGAGGAUCAUAUCAAGCAAAGGAGCAGCCGUGAGAGAAGCACGAGAUACGGAGACAUGGCUGCGACAACCUGUACACGAUUCACGGACGAAUUUCAGCUAUAUGAAGAGCUGGGAAAGGGAGCCUUUUCAGUGGUGCGCAGAUGUGUCAAGCUGUGUACUGGACAGGAAUAUGCCGCCAAAAUAAUCAACACCAAAAAGCUAUCUGCAAGAGAUCACCAGAAGCUAGAGAGAGAGGCCCGUAUUUGUCGCCUGCUCAAGCACUCCAACAUCGUUCGUCUUCAUGACAGUAUAUCAGAGGAAGGCUUCCACUAUCUCCUAUUUGACUUGGUGACUGGAGGGGAGCUGUUCGAGGACAUCGUAGCCAGAGAGUACUACAGUGAGGCUGAUGCCAGUCAUUGCAUCCAGCAGAUCCUGGAGGCGGUGCUACACUGCCAUCAAAUGGGUGUGGUGCACCGAGACCUGAAGCCAGAGAACCUGCUCCUGGCCAGCAAAUGCAAGAAUGCUGCCGUCAAGCUGGCUGACUUUGGCCUGGCCAUCGAGGUACAGGGGGAUCAGCAAGCCUGGUUUGGAUUUGCUGGCACACCGGGAUACCUAUCCCCUGAGGUUCUGAGAAAGGAGGCAUAUGGCAAACCUGUGGACAUCUGGGCCUGCGGGGUGAUUCUGUAUAUCCUGCUGGUGGGCUACCCUCCCUUCUGGGACGAGGACCAGCACAAACUGUACCAACAGAUAAAAGCAGGGGCAUACGAUUUUCCCUCCCCAGAGUGGGACACAGUCACUCCAGAGGCUAAGAACCUGAUUAACCAGAUGUUGACCAUCAACCCUGCCAAGAGGAUCACCGCCCAGGAGGCCCUCAAACACCCAUGGGUCUGCCAACGUUCUACAGUGGCAUCCAUGAUGCACAGGCAGGAGACCGUGGAGUGCCUGAAGAAAUUCAACGCCAGGAGGAAACUCAAGGGGGCCGUGCUCACGGCUAUGCUGGUUUCACGGAACUUCUCUGUCGGCUGUCGCUCCACCGCUCCAAUCAGUAUCACUGCCGCUGCGGCAGCUGCAUCCGCGGCAGCGGGCUCCACCACUGGGCUGGUGGAACAAGCCAAAAGUUUGCUCAACAAGAAGGCAGAUGUCAAGGAACGUAGGUCCAGCUCCGCUGCGCGGCACAUGCCCCAGACACCACAGACAAACAGCACCAAAAACAGCAUAGUCACCAGCCCUAAAGGAAACGUCCCUACUCCUGUUCUGGAGCCUCAGACCACUGUUAUCCAUAAUCCAGUGGAUGGGACUAAGGAAUCAUCUGACAGCAGCAACACGGUGGAGGACGAAGAUGUCAAAGGGAAGAGUAUAGACAGUUCAGUAAAGACCGAGUCCCAGCCUGACACCUUUGCCCCACAACCCCAGGUCUCCUCGCCCGCUGUGUACUCCACCAAGCUGUCUGACCUGUUUGGCGUUGUACGCAAGGCAUCAGGGCCCAUGUCUGACGGGGAAGGGGCCACCAGCACACCUCCACCCCCUCCAGCCAACCCCUCUGUCGCCGCCUCCCCACCCAUGGCUCACACCCCCAUGCAGCUGUCCCGUCUUUCAGACCUAGUGAGCAAUGUUCGCCGGUCGCCUGCCCCAGCCCCUCCCCCCCCCAAACCUGCGCCCCCCGAGGUAGAGGUGGCACCAGCCCCCAGGCCCACCCCCCCCCCAUCACACCCCACCUUCCCUCCCUCCAUGUCCCCCUCCAGCCUCUCCCUCACCUCUCAGACACGCAAACAAGAGAUCAUCAAGAUCACUGAACAGCUGAUCGAGGCUGUCAACAAUGGAGACUUCGAGGCAUACGCUAAGAUCUGUGAUCCUGGCCUGACCUCCUUUGAACCUGAGGCCCUGGGCAACCUGGUGGAGGGAAUGGACUUCCACAGAUUCUACUUUGAGAACCUCCUGUCUAAGAACAGUAAGCCUAUCCACACCACAAUCCUGAAUCCCCACGUCCACCUGAUUGGAGAGGACGCUGCCUGCAUCGCCUACAUCCGCCUCACCCAAUUCGUUGAUGGCCAGGGCCAUCCGCGCUCCAGCCAAUCAGAGGAGACUAGGGUAUGGCACCGCCGGGAGUCCAAGUGGCAGAACGUUCACUUCCACUGCUCGGGUGCGCCUGCCGCGCCACUCCAGUGAGGUGUAGAAUGCCAUAGCCACAUCUAACAAGAGUGCUCUGCUGGAGAGAGAUAGAGGGAGAGCAAGUCCAGUAUCGGGUGGCUCUGAGUCCGCAGCGCCAGACGCCUCCCACACUAGAUACCUAGCAUGCAUCUCUUCUUUACAACUACCUAUCGCCACCCGCCACUGUAUCCACUGACAACCAUCUCAACAACCAACCAACCAUCCGACAACAAUCUAUUGUUUUUUCCAACAACAACCCCCUUCUCCCCCUCAUGCCCAAACUUUGGACAAUUCACGUUUUGCCCCUUUUCUCCAACUCUAACUCCUCCAACCCAACCACUGCCACACCUAUGGCCAAUAUUGGGCUGUGGGUAGGGAGUGUUUCGAGGGGUAUGAUGGAGGGUGUUGGGGUGUUUUCUUGGCCUCAUUGUGCAUUUUGAUUCUUCGUCUUAUGUCACAUGAUGUUCCCUCUUCUUCCUCUUGUGAAUCUUCACUUGUGUUGCGUAACACUACACAGGAAAUACAGUAUGUAAAGUUUUAAGUAAAAUCUAUUAUUAUUAUGAUUAUUACUAUUACACAAUUGAAAUUGUAUAUGUAAUUUGUAUAAUUCAAAUGAUUGAUGCCAGUGGUUUCUAGAGUUGAAGGAAAUCUUUUGUUUUCUCUAUCUUUUUAAGGAAGCAUGUUGUUUUUCAGUAUUCACAGUGGCUGUUUUCUAUUGUGGCUUUUAAGUGACAAAAUGGUAUUGGUAGUUUUUGUAUAAGCUUCUUGUAUUUAAUCUAUUCUAUUAUACUAGACCAAAGCUCAUGUUUAAGAAAAAUAACUUUUGGGAGAAAGGGGGUGUUAUAGACGUGGUGUGGAGGAAGCGAGUGUGUGAAUGUUAGAAAUGUGUGUGUGUUUCUGUGUGUGCGUGUGUGUGGAACCAAGUACAUGGGAGUAUUAGUCCAUAGGUGGCCGGUUUUAUCAACUGGUUUGAAUUUUCAGCUUUGUAAUGUGAAUAGCUGGAAAUGGGGUUGGCUUGGUUUGAUGUCUUCCAUCGUCCGGUCACAAUCAACUGUACGAAAUGAGAUUCAACAGUAACAGAGGCUUUUAUUGUAUUUCACACUAAUCAUGUUUUUGCCUUUUUUGUGUUUAUUAUUAUUAACAUAUCUCAGAGGAUAGACCUACCGGUUCUCUCUUACUCUCUGGUGUUGGCCGUUGGUGUGUGGGAAGGCUCUGUGAUCCCCAGUGCUCCCAGUGGUUCGAUUAGAUAUUGCAGUACACUGCACUGCACCUCCUGCACUGCACACACUGCAAAUGAGGCCUCUAUAGAAUUUUACAGCCGCUAUAGAAAAAGUGAAUAAACAAUACCAGAGCAGUAUUAUGCUAUGGUGUCCAUACAUAUCAGCUUCACUACUUAUUAUUCAACAUCUUAAAACAGUUUUGCAGUCUCUUUAAAACAGUACAGUACCUAUAACACCUCUGACAUCUCAUCUUUCUGGACAGGGAUGCUUUUUGAACCUUUGGUGAGCAGAGAUGAAGCCUUACACACUUAAAUCCUUACUGCGUCACAAGGUGCAACUGUCCUUUCUCUCACACGUCAACCUUGAGCCAGUUGCACUCUGAACCUAUAUAAAAUCUGGAAACUACUGAGGUCCUGCGUUGCAUAGAGCCGUGCCUAGGGCUCUGUGCCUGUUUAAUAUGUUUAGUGGGGUUUAAUGGAGAGCUAACAGAGCAGGCUGUUGGAUUGGAGAGAUGUGGGCCUGUGCAGUCUGCGGGUAGCAGGUGUUUUAGUGGUGAGGUCAAGUAAAUGUGUGGGUGUUUACUUUGUGUACACCUUGUCCCUCUGUCCUGUGGUCUCUAGUUGUUGCUGCUCAUUUCAGAGUGGAAAAAUGUGACUGAGGUCUCAGGGUAUCCAGAAGACUGUGUGUAUAAGGGAAUAGCUCCUGUGUUGGUUUUCCACAUGAUGGAGAUUUUAGAAGAGAGGAGAGGAGAGGAGAGGAGAGGAGAGGAGAGGAGAGGAGAGGAGAGGAGAGGAGAGGAGGAGAGGAGAGGAGAGGAGAGGAGAGGAGAGGAGAGGCUUUAUUUCAGCAGUCCUAUCAGUCCUCUACCUUCAGUCCACAACUUACUUUUAUGAUUUUUAAUGUAUAUUACAUUUUCACAUUUGUAAUAUCAUCUCCAUUGACUUGUGUUACUAUUGCAUGUUAUUGACUAGUGUUACUACACAUUGUGUUUUUUUGCCAGUGUGAGCUGGACAGAUGGAUUUACAUGUUUUAGGAAGAGAUGGCUUCACACCCAUGUAUAUGAAGAAAAAUCAGCUCUGGAGUGUUUGGUAAUGUUGCAGGCCGACUAUAUCACAGUCGUUGCAUUUCAUCAACAAAUGGUUUGCGUGUCACAUCGUGGACUGUGCAGUCGGGUAUCCGGUUACUAUAAUAUAUUAUAGGAUGGGGUUAUCUGAUAUGUUAAAUACCUAUCCAGACGUUGUGAGAUCUGUCAGGUGUCUGCAACAUAUAGUCAGCCAGGAAGUUGAUCGAAGUUUCACAUUUUGGAUCUAAGUGAGUGUUGUUGUUUUUUUGUCAUUCUACCACCAUAGUUGUUAUGCCUGCCCGUGAUUGGCUGCCUUUGGAAGUGUCUCAUUAUUAUUGGCCUGACAAUUUUGACCAUCUCAAUGAAUAGUGAGGUGGUCAGCCGGUUGGUUAGUCCUCAGGUUUAUAUUUAUUUUAUUAUUUAUUUAUUUAUUUUAUUGGUCAGUUAUGUGCUUUUUCUUCAAUGUUGUAUUUAGUUUUUCCCUCGAUAUACAGUUCACGUAAAUGUUAAAAACUCUCUUUCUGUGGCAUUGUGUUUUGGUGCGGCAGGUAGCCUAGUGGUUAGAGGUGGGUUGAAUCCCCAAGCUGACACGGUAAAAAUGUGUCAUUCUGCCCCUGAACAAGGCAGUUUACCCACUGUUCCCCGGUUGGCCGUAAUUGUAAAUAAGAAUUUGUUCUUACCUGACUUGCCGAAAUAAAGGUUGAAUUUUUAAAAAUGUAGAGGUCCUCUUCUAAUGUCCCUAGAAGUGUUCCUGAGUGAUUGAGCCAACCAAACAUGUGAACCGACCUCUUCCCCCUCUCCAAACAAAUAAGAAAUAGCAGCAUGUACAAAGCAGCAUGUAUUAGCUAUUAACUAGCAUCUUAGCUGGCAUUUCUUUGCAUGAUAGUCAACAGGACACUAGUUUUGGUGUUAACCCUGAUUUGUCUUCUAAUUUUUCAUUUUCUACUGAACGCUCGUGUACUAAACCUUUCUCAAUCUAUUUUCUGAGCUUUUUAAGUGCAUAAAACUAUUUUUGUCUCGAGACGACAUAACGAAGAUAGACGAGAGGCUGACUUUGAUAUUGAUGAUUAUGACAAGGAGGAUGAUGAUGAUGAACAUGUAAUGAUGAUUCUAUAGCAUGCUUUUAUAUGGAGCUCAGUGUUGUCAAUCCAGAGUGGCUUACUUCUAUACAUACAGCAGAGAGAGGAUCACCUCAAACCAUAAGCAUUUCCAGUGACUCCUGCUCAACUGAACUUGCUUUUUAACAUAUUAUUGCAUUUGAUGUCGCUGGUACUGUAGACUAAGUGGACAUUUUACUUACAGGGAAUGCAUAAUCUCAAACAGCAACAAUCAAAUAUAGUAGAAAUGGAGUAGGCCUAGAUAGGCUCAAAUAUGCCCUCUGGUGGUUAAAAUGAGCAUUAAAGGCAUGCACUGCGACGUACUGAAUCCUAGCCACAGCAUGCAUACUGCACAAUAUACACACUGGACUAUGUUUCGUUGAGUUAAUUUUGGACGUUUUAAACAAUAGGAAUACAAAGUGCAUCCAUCCAGUGACUAGACCACCUGUACUGAAAACACUGAGCUAGUAUCUCUGUAGUAUUUAUUUAACUCUUCCUAGUCCCUCUGUUUAAAAACUUUAUUCAAUAAUUUCUCUGCAGUUGGGUCUUAGUUUUGUUUUUGUCAGUUUGGGUUUCUUCUGUAGAAUACAUUUAUCCUAUAUUUCUCUGAUUCUUCUGAUUAUUAUGCUACCCAAAUGUGCUACAUGUGUUUCUCAAACUUAAGGAAAUGUGUUAAGGUGUUAUCAAUAAAAUGACAAUUUAAAUAAAAAUAAGUUAAUGAUCAUCUUAAUGAUCAGACAUCC